AUGGACAUGUUCUGCGCAAAGAAGCUGAACAUGAAAGUGCAUAUCAAUAUGACCAGUGACACACUGACUAUGAAAUUUCACCGUCCAAACCAAAGCAUCAAGUUAGAUGGAUUUAUUCUUGGAUAUGGCAGCAACUAUUUCUCGAACCAGUAUUUUCAGUGGCCAGAAAAUGGAAAGUCAUAUGUCACAGAUGUGGAUGCAGAGACAAGAUAUUUAAUAGCUGUGAAACCAAAUGAAAAGACAUGCAAAGAAAAGAAUUCAUCUCAGAAACCUCUUCAUCUUGUUGUUGGCACACUUACACCCACAUCCGUGUUUCUUUCAUGGGGAAUCCUUAUAAAUCCACAAAUUGACUGGUCUGCUCUCAGCAAAUGUCCGAAUGACAGAUUUUAUACAGUUCGCUACAGAGAAAAAAAUAAGGACUGGAAUUUCCAGCUUUGUCCUACAACUGAAACUGUAGUUGACAAUCUAAAGCCAAACACUAUGUAUGAAUUUGGUGUGAAAGAUAACUCAGAUGAAGAAAUGUGGAGUAAACCUCAAAAUCACAAGACCAGUUCGAAAGGUAAAGAAAAUGGAAAUAUAGAAAAUACAUACAAAAUUCCAAAAGGCACCUUACAGCUGCAGAAGUACUAA
Messenger RNA from Nanorana parkeri, 630 nucleotides. RefSeq names its product target of Nesh-SH3-like. NCBI's taxonomy places the organism in Eukaryota, Metazoa, Chordata, Amphibia, Anura, Dicroglossidae. The transcript is spliced from 7 exons. Gene Ontology annotation, molecular function: protein binding. The record is from RefSeq and is a predicted model, not a curated record. Gene Ontology annotation, biological process: extracellular matrix organization; positive regulation of cell-substrate adhesion. The coding region runs from base 1 to 630 and encodes 209 amino acids.